CUUCAAGUCAAGGAUCAUUACUUGCAGAGCGAGUUAUUUGAGUUUGGUGAUGGCGGCGUGGAGGAUGCAGCGGCGAUUACUUUCUCUCAUUACAAGCAGCGGCAGGCAACCUAACAUCUCCUUCCGUAACGAUUCAGCGCCGUCUUUUCUUCCUUCUAUUAGUUCAUUCCUUCAUGGUGAACAACUCCACAAAAGCCAAACCCGAGCACUUUCCAAAGCCAGCAAUCUGACUGCGGAAACCGCGAUAAAACAUGAAGCAUCAAGUUCAAAUUCAGUUGAAAACUCAGUGACUAUGAAUCACCCUGCAAUCAACAACAACAAUGAUGUCGCAUUCACUGCUAAAUCUGAACUGAAGAUAUCACCUAGACAUGACCUCGCCAUGAUGUUCACUUGCAAAGUCUGUGAAACGAGAUCAGUGAAGACGAUUUCUCGUGAGUCUUAUGAGAAGGGUGCGGUGGUGGCUCGAUGUGGUGGUUGUAAUAACUACCACCUUAUUGCCGAUCACUUGGGGAUUUUCGGUGAGAAAUGUACCAUUGAGGACAUCUUGGCUGCUCGUGGUGAGGAAGUUAAGAAGGGAAAUUCGGACACUUUGAAUCUUACACUUGAGGAUCUGGUUGGUAUGACAAAAUCUUGAAAAUGCAAUGCGUACGAUUGAUAGAUUGUCGAUAUAUCUUUCCGUAUAUGUUGCUUGAGUUUGUUAUGUUUAUGUUUAAAUCUUGAGAUUAUUAUAUAGUGAUUUGGAAGUUGAUAAUUAGUCCAUUUGAUUUGGAAACUUUUUUUUAUUA
Molecule: messenger RNA, 785 nt
Organism: Helianthus annuus (common sunflower)
Lineage: Eukaryota; Viridiplantae; Streptophyta; Magnoliopsida; Asterales; Asteraceae
Product: DNL-type zinc finger protein
Exons: 2
Coding region: 50-634 (194 amino acids)
Biological process (GO): protein stabilization; protein folding; protein import into mitochondrial matrix
Cellular component (GO): mitochondrion
Molecular function (GO): protein-folding chaperone binding; zinc ion binding
Source: RefSeq, a predicted model, not a curated record